UAUUUAUUAAAUAUCUGUGUACAAGUAAAGGUCUUUAUUUCUUUUUUAUUCACGUUUGUGGCUUAAUAAUAAAUUAUUGAGUGUAAUAUUAGGUAUUACCUACUAAUAUUUUUGAAACGGUGUUAAAAAUGUCUAAGUAUAAAUUCCUAAUCAAUAUUUUAAUGAUUAUGAAAUUUAUAUAUUAUUCAGAAGCGGUCGAUUUUAAAGAUAUAUUCAAGUUUAAAGAAAGUAAUGAUGAGUUUAAAGAAAAUAUGAUUAAACGAGGUUUACCAUUUGUGGGUGAAUCACACGUUGAAUAUUUGGAAAGGCUUCAACAGAUUAACCCGUUAGUAAACACACUUCAUGUUGUUACUGAUAAAGAAUACCAAAUAUUAAUGAGUAGUAUACCUAGAAUAAAUGAAUCAAAGGAGUCCGUCAAUAACAGAAACAAGCAAACUGAACUCGAUUGUCUUAAUAAACACGAUUUACAAAUAUAUACGGAUAGAGUUUACUUCCAAUUAAAAUCACGUUAUCCACGAGUAUACGAAACUUAUGAAGAAUAUACGGAUAGGAUGAAUAGAUUUAAAAACGAACCUUUGAUCGAGGAAUUGUUUAAAGGCUUAAAAAAUCAUUGUCCAAAUCUUGGUGAAUUAUAUGAUGAAUAUAUUGAAAUUAGGAGUAAACGUUAUAAUAUUACUGGAAUUAAUAAAUCAGAUUUUGAGAAUUUUCAAUAUUCAUAUCCAAUGUUAACAGAAAAUGAAACUGAUUUUAUCAAAAGGAUUGAAAAUAUGGAAUUAGAUAGCUACGAUUUUGAAGGUUACUAUGAAGGAUUAUGGUCAUUGUUUCCAAUAUUUGCUGAAACUUAUAGUGAAUAUUCAGAUAGAAUGGAAAAAAAAUGGCUCGUUCCAAUGAAACGGGAAUCUUUCAUUAUAUAUCAAGCUUAUUAUCCUAAUUUUAAUGCAAUGUAUGAUGAUUACAACAAUAUAAUGACCAGUUUAAGUAAAAAUAGUGAUGACCGGAAUGAGUUAAAUAGAUUUCAGAGUUUAAGACUAGAGAUACACUCCAAAGAAAUCUUUGAAUUUUUAAAAUCCCAAUUUCCAAAACCAUUUGAAAGUCAAAAAGAUUUUGAUAAUAGGAUCUUAAUAAAAGUGUACAAUCGUUAUUUUGCAAAAAGAAUGUAUCCAAGAAUGUCAGAGGCAUAUAAGGAAUAUCAAGAUAGAAUUGAAAGUAUUUUUUUCCCAGACCAAACUGAGAUAAGUGCUGAAAAUUAUAAUAACUACAAAUUUCUUUGGCUAAAACCAAUAUCUGAAAUAUCCUUCGUAGAAUUUAAAAAAAUUUAUCCACAAUUCAAUCAACUACAUAAAGAAAUAAAAUAUUUGGCCACAGAAGUAUCUUUGAUAGAUCAGCGUGACUACAUGGUAUUAAUAAACAAUUUACCAGGUGUAUUUGAAACUUACCCAUAUUACAGCCAAAGAAUGUUUAUGAAUGGACUAGAUGAAGAAGAAUUCAUUGAUUUAAAAAGAAUUUACAUACAACAAUGUGAAACGUAUGCUGAUUAUAAAAUCAGAAUGCGGAAUUUACAAAUAAAACCAAUGACUAAAGAAGAUGCUUUUAAGCUUAAAAUAUCCGUUCCGAGAGAAUUCGAAAAAGAUUAUGAAACGUAUUUUGAAUUGCUGGAAAGUUCUCAGAAACAAAUUCAAAACUAUAAAGAUGAUCCCAUCUUACAUCAGAAGGAUUCUUUAUUUUUUAUUGGGUCAAAAAUUGCCAAAAAACAAGUAAUAGCAUUUAACAAAACCAGGCACACAAUUUUCAAAUUUAUUCAUCCAUGUGCAUUUGAAAAUUAUGAAAAUUACAAAAAAAGGAUAAACGUAUUUCGAGAAGUUUUGAUUUCAGAUUAUGAUUUUAGAGAUUCAGAAAACAUUGAAUCUGAUGAACUUGAAAAUUUCAGAUCAUUUAUACAACCAUUAACAAAGGAAGAAUUUAUGGAUUUAAAAUUGAGAUUUCCAAAACUAAGUGAAACACAUGAAGAUUACCUAAAAAGAUUCACGACAUAUGGAUUUGAUAAGGAAAUUGAAACAACAAAUAAGAAUGAAAAUCUAUUCCGGAGAUAUAACAUACAAUUAACAAUUUUAAACAAUCCAUACAUUCAGCUGUUCAAUAUUUUUAAACAUGCUCAAAUCCAACCUCAAGAUAACCCAGAUAGUUACAGUGAUAGAUACAAAAGGAUAGCGCUCAACAAGAGUGUACUUUUAGAAAAAAUGCAUAUUCCAUUGCGUCAAGAUUAUUGCGUUUUUGAAUCAUUUUUAGAGUCGUUAGAGAAAAACGACUAUGAAGAUAUAAUGAACUUAUUUCCAAAGUAUUAUGACACAUUCCAGGAAUACAACGACUUAAUGAAAGACCGUGGGCUACAACUAGUUUCAUCAGAUUAUUUCAAGAUGUUAAAGAGUGCCUAUCCACACUUGCUUGACAAUAAUUUCGAUGAUUACAUAACAAGAAUAAAAAACGGAACCUAUUUCCCCAAAAAUAUAUUGAUUAUGACCCAAGAUCAGUUUGAUCAGUUUAAGUUCCGUAUUCCUAAAAGAUUUGAAACCAUUUCGGAUUAUAAAACAAGAAUAGCAGAUGCCUCGACGGAUUUGUAUACACCUGAUGAUAUUGAACGUUUAAAAUGCAUUUAUCCAAAAGUUUGUAGUACAUUUUCAGAAUUUUCGAAAAUUAUGAACGAUUUGGGAAUGCCAAUGAUUACACAAACAUUUAAUUUUUAUAAUGAUCAAUUUCCCAAACGUGGUGAAAAUGACUAUAAAAAAUUCUGCUCCAGAUUGAAGUUCGCAAAAUCAAUCGCAAUGUCAGAAAAGGAGUUCAAUUUAUUAAUUUCAAGAUUUCCAAAAGCACCUGAAAUAUAUCACAGUUAUAAACAGAGGUUGCAAUUAUUAUUUAUAAAUCCUUUAGAUUUAAAUGAUUUCUAUGAUUUAAAAAACCUGUUUUCAAUACCCUAUGAAACUUACGACGAACAUUAUAAACGCUUGACCAGUUAUUCCAGAGAACCAUUAUCACUGGAUCAAUUUAAAAAAGAAAAAUCACUUCGAGUUCUUGUAGGUGAAACUUUUACGGAUCAUUUAACAAGAAUAAUAGAUAUAUAUUACCCACCAGAGGAAAAUUCGUAUACAGAAUCAAAUAUUAUUACACUAUCCAAUAAUGAAGGUAUAGAAACACUGAAAAAGGACAAAUUCAUAGAUCACGUACUAACGUAUCCAUUCAACUAUGAUAGUUUUGAAAAUUUUUCCUGGAGACAAUAUACAAGAAAUUCUGAUACUAAUCGUGAUCCAAAUGUUACUACUCGAAUUUGGUAUGAUCGAAUGAAGAAACUCUUGCCUGGAUUCCACGAAAGUAUUGAUAUCUACAGAAAUAGAACAAAAGAAUUAGAAUUUCCAGAGAUCACAGUAAAACAAUUCAAUCGACAUAUACUUGAGAUGCCACAUCCAGCAGAAACAUUUUUAGUUUAUACUUCAAGAACUAAAGAUAUGGCCUCUUCUUAUAAUUCUGUUUUCUUCAAUAUUCCGAAAUCAGCUGUUAGGACACAGAUUCCUCAAUCGGUAUUAGAUAUGGGGAUGUCGAUUUCUACACCCCAGCAAAAUCCAUCGAAAAGUGAAAUGUUACAAAGAACACAGUUGACACCAAUCGAUUUAAGUGAAAUCAGAAUAGAGUCGUACAAUACAUUAAUAUCACUUUCUCCAAAUUUUUAUAUUAAUUACACGGAAUAUGUUAAAAAUGUAAAGGAGUAUGGAGAUCCAAUGAGUCGAGAUGAAUUAAUUGCAUUUAAGGAAUGUUUACCGAAACUACAAGACUCUUUUUUGAAAUUUAAUGAAAACAUUAAAUCAAUGGGUUUGGCAACAAUUAAUAAAGGCGAUUUCAAGAAAUUGAAAAUAUUUUAUCCACGGAUACAUCACAUUUCGUACGACGAUUACAUCUUAGACAUAGAACUAAAAUAUGCGGAUAAGAAUAAUGACCGUGAACAAAUUAUAGAUGUACUGAAGCUAUCUAAUGAUGAAUUUGUAGAGUACAAACGCAAGUUACCAAAACAAUUUGACUGGUGUUAUGAAACUUAUCAAAAUAGAAUGAAAACAGAAGAUAUCAGUGGAAUGCUUACACAGGAUGAUUUUUAUGGAGCUAGACUAGCCAACUUCCCACUAGCAGACGAGGACUAUACACAACAUAAGGCAAAAAUGGAUUCUUUAUACAUAGACCCCAUUCCAUACGAUGUAUUUAAUUUUUUAAAACGAAUUUAUCCUGAUCUGCUUGAAAAUAGAUAUGCAUAUAGGAUUAGAAACAUGGUGUACAAGGUACUCAAACCCCCCGAUUAUACAAAAAACAAAUACAAAUCAAACAUGGACAAUAAUAUAAUUUCAGAAAUUAUUGAAAGUUCUAAACCUUAUGAAAAACUAGAAGAAAAAAUUGAGAAUUUAUUAAUACAGAUGAUGACUGAUGAAGAACUUGACUGGCUUAAACGUGUAUUUCCGGUAAUUUUUCAUUCAUAUAAAAUUGAUAAAACUUAUCAGACUAUGUCUAGAACAUCACAAGGAACACAAAAUAUAAACAAAGACUAUAUGGAUGAAAUGAUAUAUAAAUCAUUUAAAAAAGCUUAUUUUGUAUCAAUAAAUGAAACCUACGAGAAAUACGAGACAAGAAUGAAAUCUCUAAAACUAAUCGCUUUUCCCCGUAACAUAUUUCGAUACUGCAAAGCAAUAUAUCCACAUCUAUUUCAUAAUUACCAAUCUUAUUUGGAUAAUGUUAAUUUAUAUGAAAAAAUUGAAUUAAGAAAUGUUGAAAACUAUAUAUCAGCUAGCUUAAACAAAUGGGGCUUGUAUACUUUAUCUAAAUAUGCAUUUAAAACUUUUCAAGCCCAUUUUCCAAGAGUGUUUGAUACCAGCAUUAAAACAGAAAAACUCGAAAAAACCAUAUCAAUUUUCAACCACGACGAAUUCGAUUCAAUUAAAUUAUCUUACUUUCCAAGACUAGCUGAAAAUCAUAGCACCUAUAAAGAGAGAAUGAUCAAGUUAGGUUUAGGGGUUAUGAAUACUGAUCUUUUUUUUAGUUUUAAAGCAAUUUAUCCAAAUCCAAUAACAGCUAUAAGUUAUUCAAAUUACGAACAGUCAUUCAAAAACAUUGCAAGUGUCAUUAAGCCUGUAGACGAACAAUUUGUUGACAUACGACACAUUAUGACUGAAGAAGAGUUUAAAAAUAGUAUACCACAUGAUUUUCCGAAACUAUUUGAAAGUUGGGAAACUUUUUGUCAAACAAGACUAAAUUUAUAUAGCCAAACAAGCAGAUUAAUCAACGACAGUGGAGUUUUCUCUGAGAACUUAUUCAACGAUAUGAAAACUGUUUUUUAUCCAAUAUUAGGACAAAAGUCGGUAUCAUAUUUACUGUUUGUUGAUAGUUUAAGUAUUUUGGACAAUCCAAGUUGGAAUCAUCACUUUAAAAAUGCAAUAUUGUUGUAUCCAAAGUUUUUUGAAAAUAUUGACAACUAUAACGAACGCCUUCAACAAAAUCCAUUAGAGUAUCUAAAAUUAGAUAAAAACCAAUUCCAUAUAUUUUUUCAAAUAUUUCCAUUCCCAUAUGAAUCGUAUCCACAGUAUAAGAUAAGAAAAGCAAAUUCAACAUUAAUUUUAAGUGAAGAAGAAUUUUCAUUUUAUCAACAAGUUUUUCCACAAAUAUCUGAACCAUACUUUAAGUACUCAUCUCGAUUGAAUGUUGAAAUUUAUUAUAAUCCCGUUAUGUCAUUACAAUUGUUUAAACUUUACAAGGAAUUGUUACCUCAAAUAGAUGAAAAUUACGAUAAAUAUAAAAACCGCUUUGUUACGGAAUUGCAAACAAUUAGUGAUAGCGAAACAAAGAACCAGCUAUCAUUCUUCGUCCAAAAUAUGCACUUUAGUGCUAUGAAUUACGAAACGUCUAAAGCCUUGAAUACCAGAACAUCUGGACCAGCUAUGACCUACGAUGAAUUUAAAUUGUUCAAAGACAGUUUGCCAAUGCCAGAAGAAUUGCGCGAAGAUUAUAUAUUCAGAAUAAAUAAACUUGCGGAUAUGGCAAAAGAAAAUGACAAGGUUCCACCUGAAAUAUUACCCUUUGAGCUUUUUGAAAAUUUAAAAAAGAUUUAUCCAAAUCAAUCAGAAACUGAUUAUAAAAUUUACCUUAAAAAUAUGGAAAAUAUUAAUGUUACACCGGUAUCGGAAAAUACAUUUAAAUCAUUGGUCGAAGUUGCAAAAUCUAUGAUUCUAAAUCGUUAUACAGUUUAUGAAAAAGAAUUCACCAACUUAGUAGAUACUAGAAUUUCAGAAUAGUGCAGAUACAUCGCGGUAAUUUUGACAAGUCAUUUGCAUACGACGAUAAAUAACCUAAAAAAAAAUAUUAAAAAUCAUUAAAAUAUUUAUAAUAUAUAUAUUACAAUAUAAAAAGUUUAAAAUAUAAUUAUAUUAUUUUACAGUAAUAAUUAUUAUUCUUUUUAAAUAAUAAAAAUUUAAUGUACAUUUGUGACUGAAAAUUAACAGUUAUCCCCCGUAAAUAGUUUUAAAUAUUAGUAUGUAUAAGUAUUACGGUCAAAAUAUAUUGAGGUUG
Molecule: messenger RNA, 6591 nt
Organism: Rhopalosiphum padi (bird cherry-oat aphid)
Lineage: Eukaryota; Metazoa; Arthropoda; Insecta; Hemiptera; Aphididae
Exons: 114
Coding region: 129-6317 (2062 amino acids)
Source: RefSeq, a predicted model, not a curated record